AUUUAAUUACCAUAUUGUCAGGGUUUGUGUGGAUCUUAACAGUCAAAUAAACAAGAAGGCACUUAGAAAAUUGACUUUGAAUUGAUGUGAUAGUACAAAUUUGGCUUCGAUCUAUUUGAAGAGAAGCCAGCCGAGUUGAUACAUGUAAAACGGUGGGACUAAUCUGCGGACCUUUCCACAGAUUAUAGCCCAUAGUUAUAGCCCAGUGUCUUGAUCCCAGAGUCAUAUAAUUCUAUAGUAAUCUAUGGUCUGAGUAUCUGUAUUAUUGGUUGAUAUUCAUGCUAAGAAAAUAAACCCUCAAAACUAAACUUUUACCAAAAAUGUGUGAAGAUAUCAAGUGCUGCAACAGUCAGUUUGCUGAUAGAAUAGCAGAGUUAACAUAUAAACAGUUUAAUGAAUUGCCUAAGACUGGAAAACCACAAAAAGAUAAGGAAUGGACACUGCUCUCUUCCAUUGUCAUGUCUGUUGAAUCAGAUGUGGAAAAUGCUCAGUUAGAAGUGGUAUCUAUGGGAACAGGUUCGAAAUGUUUAGGGCGAAAUAAACUCAGUAAAAAUGGUGAUGUAAUAAAUGACAGUCAUUCCGAAAUCAUAACCAGAAGAGGCUUUCUAAGGUUUUUGUACCAUGAGUUGGAACAGGCCUACAAAGGAAAAGAAAGCCUUGUUUUUAAUCCACCAAAUGAAGAAAAUAGAUGUACUCUGAAGAAAAAUGUAAAGUUUCAUCUAUUUUCAAGUCACACUCCAUGUGGUGAUGCAUCUAUAUUUCCCAAGUCAGAGUCAAACUCUUCUAUAGAAAAGGAAAAAAGUGGACAAAAGAGACUUCAGCCUGGGUCUGAUAAUACAGAAACACCAAAUAAAAAGAAGAAGCUGGACUUGAUGGAAUCUCAGAAAGAGGAUUCGGAAUCUCUUGUCAAUGAAAGAAAUCUCAACGUGGAAACUGACAAUGCUUACAAGAGUGACUGUUCAAAUCCAAAUGAGAAUCUCAAUGCCGAUCCAAAUUCUGACUUCAAAUGUGAAUCUUCUGUUCAAAAUGAUUCGAAAGGAAAGGUUAUGUCAGGUGAUGGAGAAGACCACUCUGAAAGAUACAGAGCAGAAAUAGUGGAAGAUAUUCAUAGAACCGGUGCCAAAUGUGUUCCUGGAGGCGUUCAAGACAGUCAUGGAGACAAAGUAGACUAUCAUACUGUUGGUGCUUUACGAAUCAAACCAGGACGUGGUGAUAGAACUAUUUGUUUAUCGUGUAGUGAUAAAAUAGCAAGAUGGUGUGUUGUAGGAAUACAAGGAGCACUACUUUCCCAUUUUCUGGACAAACCUAUCUAUCUAGAUUCCAUCAUCAUUGGCAAAUGUCCAUAUAAUAAACAAGCUAUGAGAAGAAGUCUAAUAGAUAGAGUGAGUUUUAUAGAAAGUUUUAAUGAACCAGUUAUAUACCAGUCAUCAUUGCUAUUCCAAUACAGUCGGUUUUAUCAAGAUCUAACAAUAAAUACGCAGCUAUUUCCAACUUCUGCAGCAAUAGUAUGGUACAAGGAGGGUCAAUCUAGUUUUAUUGAAGUUAGUAUAAAUGGUAAAAAACAAGGUGUUACUAGUAAAAAUAGUCACAAACCACAAUCUAGAUGUAAAGUCUGUUGUAUAGAAAUGUUAAGAAGAUUUUUCAAACUGAAGAAUUCCAUAGAGAAAUUACCUUCAUCAUUACAUUGUAUAUCAGAGAAGAAUUCAACGUAUCAAGAUGUUAAAAUAGCUGCCAGUGAAUAUCAGAGCCGACUUGAAAUAUUGAAACAAACAGUUUUUAGUACAUGGAUCAAGAAACCAAAUGAUCUGAUACAGUUUAAAUUAGAUUAGCAUGAUUUGUAAUCUUAUCUUUGAAUAAAUUUUGAUAUAAAAUUG
Molecule: messenger RNA, 1874 nt
Organism: Lottia gigantea (owl limpet)
Lineage: Eukaryota; Metazoa; Mollusca; Gastropoda; Lottiidae
Exons: 9
Coding region: 321-1829 (502 amino acids)
Biological process (GO): RNA processing
Molecular function (GO): adenosine deaminase activity; RNA binding
Source: RefSeq, a predicted model, not a curated record